CCUAUUUAAUUAAUUAUCACCACUUAAAUAAUUCCAAACCUCUCUUUAUGUGAUUAUCACACCUCACUCUCAGUCACCACCACAACCACCAUAGAGGAGAGAAAGAGAGAGGACUCAUGAAAUCCACCACCAUUCGCCAUGCCUUUCAUUUCUACCUCCUCCUCUUCCUCUGUAGUCACGCCACGUGUCACACCACCACCACCGCCACCACCGUACAACGCUUCAAACAAGCCCCCAAAUUCUACAACGCCCCAACCUGCGCCACCAUACACCCCACCGACACACUAUGCACCUCCUCCGAUGAUGGAGUCCACGUGGCAAUGACGCUGGACACCACCUACCUCCGUGGCUCCAUGGCAGCGAUCCUCUCCGUCCUCCAACACUCCUCCUGUCCAGAAAAUAUCAUCUUCCAUUUUGUAACCAGAACCCCUUCCUCCGCCACCGUCCUCGAGAACUCCUUCCCGUAUCUCAAAUUCCAAAUCUACCCCUUCGACGACAACGCCGUUUCGGGAUUCAUCUCCACCUCCAUCCGCUCCGCCCUCGAUUGCCCUCUCAAUUACGCCCGCAACUACCUGGCCACCCUCCUUCCAACCUGCGUUCACCGGAUCGUCUACCUCGACUCCGACCUCGUCCUCGUCGACGACAUUGCCAAGCUCGCCGCCACGCAUCUACCGGAUAACACCGUCAUCGCCGCGCCGGAGUACUGCAACGCCGACUUCACUGCCUAUUUCACUCCCACCUUCUGGUCUAAUCCUUCCCUCUCGCUCACGUUUGAAGGUCGCAACCCUUGCUACUUCAAUACCGGCGUCAUGGUCAUCGACUUAGAGCGGUGGCGGGCAGGGGACUACACGACCAAGAUCCAGGAGUGGAUGGAGCUUCAAAAGAGGAUGCGGAUCUACGAGCUGGGAUCUUUGCCGCCGUUUUUGUUAGUGUUCGCUGGGAACAUAGGCCUGGUGGAUCACCGGUGGAACCAGCACGGGCUCGGUGGGGAUAAUUUUCACGGGCUUUGCAGGGAUUUGCAUCCGGGCCCGGUUAGCCUGCUGCAUUGGAGUGGGAAGGGGAAACCGUGGGCCAGGCUCGACGCGAACCGCCCUUGCCCGCUGGAUGCCUUAUGGGCUCCCUAUGAUCUUCUCCAGACAUCUUUUUCGCUCGAGGCUUAGAAGGGUUUUAAAUUGCGGUCGUGAUCACAGUUUCUGCUGCGUUGCGAAAUUGCGGAUCAACAUGCCAAUGCGACCGCGAAACCUAUUACGUUGCGACCGCAAUUACAGUUGUCGAUGACAACUUAGAACCUUAGGCCUAGCCCGUGCCUAUGAUAAUUUACAGUUUUUAUUUUCUUUUUUAUCUUUCGAUCUUGAUAAAAUAUAAAAAUUGAAGAAGCUGAAUUUUCAUUUUCACUGGCGGGAAGUAGUAGUUUUGAAGUUGGCGCUGGAGUAACUCCUAUUCUAUGGCAUUGGACAUGCAGCAGGUACAUUUACAUAUAUGGGUUGUACUCUUUUUCCCCCUAUCUUUCUUUUGAGGCAGUGAAUGUAUAAAUUAUAAUAUGACUCUUACAGCUUAAUGAAUCGAAUACUUAGCCAUGGUUUUAUAUAUGUAGUCUUAUAUAUGAUAAUCUCUAUGCACUGUGAAUAGCCUUUUUCCCUUGUCUUGUAUAUAUGUGUUUAUCUUUGCCAUUUAUAUUCCUCUAGGAACCCACAUAUCAAUUCAGGUUCCUACUUUUUGUGAAGUAUAGACAAAAUAGGAUGGUUCCCAAUUGUAUUGGACGCAUUCUCAGAUGUGUAUGAACUUAUUAU
Messenger RNA from Lotus japonicus, 1790 nucleotides. RefSeq names its product probable galacturonosyltransferase-like 2. Gene Ontology annotation, molecular function: glycosyltransferase activity. The coding region runs from base 117 to 1160 and encodes 347 amino acids. Gene Ontology annotation, cellular component: Golgi apparatus. NCBI's taxonomy places the organism in Eukaryota, Viridiplantae, Streptophyta, Magnoliopsida, Fabales, Fabaceae. The transcript has a single exon. The record is from RefSeq and is a predicted model, not a curated record.